Entamoeba invadens IP1 is the source of this 2058-nucleotide messenger RNA. RefSeq lists its product as hypothetical. Lineage: Eukaryota; Evosea; Mastigamoebida; Endamoebidae. The record is from RefSeq and is a predicted model, not a curated record. The transcript has a single exon. Bases 1 to 2058 code for a protein of 685 amino acids.
AUGACCGAGGAGGACUGUGGGAUUUUCAAUAAAAUCAAAUUGUUUUUUAAAGUGAUGUUUUUAAGUGUUUCACAUAUGGACACUUUCAAUAUGUGGAAUAUCCCUAUCUCAUUUUGGAACUUUCAUAAAAGUAUUACACUCAAUGAAAAAGAAAUUCCAUUUAUUCAGAAAUACUCACACCUUGUUUUAUACACUUUUGAUAGUAUCAUCAUUUGGAAGUGGUCAUGUGAAGAUCUUGAUUUAUCGGAUCUUAAUUGCAUGAGUAUUGAAAUCAACAACACUGAUCACAAAGAGUUUACUGUUCAAAUUAGGACAACAGUAAAACGUGUUAAAACGGACUCCUUAAAAGAAAUUCACUUUUUCUGUUCACAAGAAAUCGAAAUCGAAGUUUUAAAAAAAAUGGAUUACAACACACUUUGUCCAACUAAAAUGACCGACUUUUUUGAAUUACCUCCCAACUAUGAUAUCAUCAUUGAAGAAAGGGAAUAUAAUAGACGCCUUUUAAAAUGUCCAGAAAGUCUUUUGAAUCUGCCAGAGUUUGUCAAGAUGUCUCCAGAUGAGCAAUUCAAUUACCGCGUUUUUGUGAAUUUAGUAGCUGAUCUUGAAGUACUUGAAUUGGUUACACACGGUACACCAGUCAGAGAAAAGCACAUCAUUUCACCAACAAAAACAGUCAUUUCCGAUCAAGUAGAUAUGGCAAAUUUAUCGUUUGUAAACGUUUCCUUUGAUUGUUUUGACUUUGCAAAACUCCCAACUUCAUUGACUUCGAUAAAAUUGUCAAAUUUAUAUAACCAACCAAUCAAUUUGGCUGUUGUCGUGCUUAAAGAGAUCACCUGUGAUUAUUGCAGAAAUAUUAAUAUCACACUUAACACUGCAUUGAAGUCAAUUGAUUUGAACGAGUGUUAUAAAGUGUUUUUUAAUAGUCCACAAGGUGCUGUCUAUUUAACUCACUUUGACUCGUAUCACACUUACCAUACCAGUGGUAAAAACAUAGUUGUCGAUUACUUAAUCCCUUACAAAGAAAAGUGCGAACAAGGCCCGUGCUGGGCAGACAGUGUAGCUGAAGGGUUUAAUUAUAUUAAAGGGAUGGUAUAUACAACACCCGGAUUUUCUUCAAGUGAAAAUGGGUAUUGGUGUGAAGACCCCCUUGGUAUACCAACGAAACCAGCUAACAUCCUUGCUCAUAGGACUUGCUAUAAGAAGGACAUUGUUUAUAUCUGGUUUAGAGCAAUUAAGGAUAUUGGUGACUUCUGUUUCUGUGAGUGUAAUUUUAAAAGUAGACCAAAAAUUGAGUUAAGUGACGAGUUGACACAUCUGGGUAUUGGGGCUUUCAGUGGCGCAAUUAAUCUUGAGAGUGUUAGAUUGCCUGUUGGAUUAACAAAACUGCCGUACAAAGCGUUCUAUAAUGUCACUAGCCUCACUGAAAUUAAAACAAACGAGACACAAAUUGAAAUAGACGACUUUACAUUGUAUGGGUGCAGUAAGUUGGAGAAAUACCCAAAGUUUGUUGUUGCAAAAGGAGCGAAUUACAGUGAUAAAUUCUUGAUCAAAUUCUGUGAGUUGAAAAACAUAGAAAUUGGGAGGGAAGUAACAAAAUUGUGGAAAAGAUCUUUUGCAGAUUGCACAACGUUGACUGAAAUUAAAAUACCUCAAAGUGUGUUAUUUGUCGACGAUUUAUCGUUUGUUGGGUGUUCAAAUUUACAAAACAUUUUAUUUGAUGAAAAUGUUGUAUUAGGAAAACACUUGUGCUUUGCAAAUUUGGUCAAUUUAGUUAAUAUAAAACUGCCAACUACACUCACAAAAAUACGAAAUUUUAUGUUUAAAAAUUGUGUUUCGUUGUUGAAUAUACAAAUUCCAAGUUCUGUCAUUCAAAUUGAAGAUAUGGCGUUUUAUGGUUGUCGUUCAUUACAGUAUUUUGUUGUUCCACUUACAGUUAAAAGUGUUGGAUUGAUGUGUUUUAAAGACUGCACUUCACUUUCUUCAUUAAGUUGUUGUGUUUCUCUUCAACUACCAAAAUCAACUUUGAUGGGUACUAAUGCUUUAAUAACUCAUUUUUGA